Messenger RNA from Lytechinus variegatus (green sea urchin), 2425 nucleotides. Its product is annotated as solute carrier family 13 member 5-like. The coding region runs from base 118 to 2256 and encodes 712 amino acids. Gene Ontology annotation, molecular function: transmembrane transporter activity. The transcript is spliced from 15 exons. The record is from RefSeq and is a predicted model, not a curated record. Gene Ontology annotation, biological process: monoatomic anion transmembrane transport. Gene Ontology annotation, cellular component: membrane. NCBI's taxonomy places the organism in Eukaryota, Metazoa, Echinodermata, Echinoidea, Temnopleuroida, Toxopneustidae.
GAAUUAGGAUAUACGAUUGGCAUGAAGCAAAGACUAUCAACUUGUGAACAUUUCCCUGAAUUAUUUCGUGCAAUUUCAAUUUUCACACUUACAAAAUGUAGUGAUUUAUAAGAAGAUAUGAGUGAAGACAUUGAUGAUGAUGAGCGAAAGCCUUUGUUGUCGAGCAAUCAGAACAAUGAUGAUGAAGAAGUUUGUGGAAAAAACAGUCUUUCAGUGUCACAAAGACGACUUCUCGACUCGCGAACGAGACAACGGGAGACCACCGGAAUGCAAGCCGGAGAUUCGGGGGAACUGAAACGCCGGGGUUCGUUAGUCAGCAAGAGGUCAGAUUCCUGUUCUUCUGCAAUGGACGCCGUACCUAACCAUUCUCUUCAACCGGCAAAAGUGAAUAUCUUCACCAUCUUCUGGGCUUAUUGGAAGACCAUUUUAUUAAUAGCUACUCCCUUAUUAUGUCUUCCUCUGAUCAUAGUUAUUGGAGAUGGGCCAUCGAAGGGUGCCUUUGUCAUUAUCAUCAUGGCGGUCUACUGGAUAUUUGAGGUCCUACCCCUAGCUGUGACCUCCCUCCUUCCAGUCAUCCUCUAUCCGCUGCUUGGGGUCCAGGACUCAGAUGAUGUCUGCAGGAACUACUUGAAGGAUACUAACUUCUUGUUUGUUGGUGGGUUAAUCAUGGCAGUAGCUGUUGAACAUUGGAUGGUUCAUCGCAGGUUUGCCCUUGGUGUUCUACUCCUGAUGGGAUCAAAGCUCAGAUGGUUGAUGCUUGGGUUCAUGUUAGUGACAGCAUUCUUGUCUAUGUGGAUUAGUAAUACUGCUACCACAGCCAUGAUGGUACCUAUUGCUCAGUCUGUAGUAAUGCAACUCUUAGAUCAAAGGAAAGAUAUCAAGAGAAAGAGGGAAGCUGAAGCCGCUGCAAUGAAUCCUGAUGACCUUAGCAAUGAAAAAGGAAUGCAGGUCGGGGAGACUGCAUUCAACGGGCAUAUCAACUCUGCUAUGGAUAUGAGUGAAGAAAAAUAUAAUGAAAAAGAGCUUAUUGAAGGUGAUGUGCAAUCAACAGAUGUAGAUAAAGAGGCUGAAACCAAAGAUAAUGAAUCCAAUGAUGAAAUUGACUAUGAUGCUAUGCCUGAUGCAGACAGGAAACUGUGUAAGGGGUUGUUGCUGUGCGUAGCGUAUGCAGCUAACAUAGGAGGCACAGCUACCUUGACAGGAACAGGACCUAAUGUGGUCCUGGGAGGCGUCGUAGAUGAGUUGUAUGGGGAUGAAGCAGGUGUAACAUUUGCCAGUUGGUUGUUGUUUUCUAUUCCUGGGACCGUAAUCAAUCUUGUGUUCUGCUGGCUAUGGCUCCAAGUCAUCUUCAUUGGAUUCAGACCUAAUGCUGGUUCCACUGAAGAAAAUACUAAGGAGGAAGAGAAGGCUGCUAGACAGGUUAUUAAACAAGAAUAUAAAAAACUUGGACCAUGGACAUGGGGUCAAAUAGCAGUGCUCUGCCACUUCAUUGUUUUGGCCAUGCUGUGGUUGUUUAGAAACCCAACAUUUAUCCCUGGUUUCGCUGGCUGGUCUGGCCUCUUCCCAGUUCCAGGAUAUAUCUCUGAUGCCACAGCAGCUAUCAUCAUUGCAAUUUUACUCUUCAUCUUUCCGGCCUAUCCUCCUUGGUUCUUAAGAAUCUUCAAGAUUUUUAGACAAGAAGAUGAUGAGAAACCCAAGUCUCGUAGCGCUCUCUUAGACUGGAAGACAACUCAGAGGAUGUUGCCAUGGAAUGUGAUCCUUCUGCUUGGAGGAGGCUUUGCUCUCGCUGAUGGCACCGAGGCAUCUGGUCUCUCUCAAUGGUUGGCAGACCAAUUCAAGGUGUUAGAUUUCUUGCCAUCUUGGGUCUUUGUCAUUAUCAUUACUGUCAUCAUCUGCUUCUUCACAGAGUUCACUAGCAACGUUGCAACUGCAACAAUCUUCCUGCCUAUUCUUGCUGCUUUGGCUGAGAGUAUCUGCAUCAACCCUCUAUACAUCAUGUUACCAGCCACUAUCUCAUGUUCCUAUGCAUUCAUGUUACCUGUAGCCACACCUCCUAAUGCCAUUGCUUUCUCCUAUGGCUCCCUCGCUGUUCCAGAUAUGAUGAGAGCUGGUUCCUUGAUGAAUGUGAUUGGUAUCAUUGUAGUCAACCUUCUAAUCAACUCCAUGGGUAUACUGGUCUUUGAUGUCUUCAACUACCCAACAUGGGCUGAUAACACUGCUGGUUGCCUUGCAAACACUACCACACCCACAGCUUGAUACACCACACCCACAGCACAGUCAUCCCUCACUGAAUAAAGCCACAUAUCCAUGAUUUACCAAAUGGCUAGGAGGGGGUGCUUUUUCUUUAAACAUAUGUUUUUACAUGUAGAAGAUAUGAAGAGUUUCCCCAAUAAUCAAACAAGCAAAAAACGCCAAAAUGAUAAGA